AUGGUGCCGGAGUGGCACAACGCCUACAUGGAUUACAAUGUCCUCAAAACCCUUUUCAAAGGGAUUCAGAGAUUCAAGCUCAGAAAUGGCCCUUCUCCCACCCCUCAGCCCUCUGCCUUGAAGCGCAAGCUUACUCUCUACAGAGCCUUCAGCGGUCUCACUCAGGGUACCGCUCAUCCUUCCGCUCCUUCUCAUACCGAUUUCGACAACCAAGCAAUUCUCGUUAACUGUAUGCACGAGGAUGGGUCUCAGAACUACAAGACCACAUUCCUUAGAGCCGCCGAUGAUGGCGCUGAGAACGAACUCCUCUUCUUCAAGAGGCUCGAUGAAGAGUUUAACAAAGUCGAUAAGUUCUAUAAGGCUAAGGUCGAGGAGGUCAUGAAGGAAGCGGAGAUGUUGGACAAGCAGAUGGAUGCUUUGAUUGCUUUCAGAGUCAAGGUUGAGAACCCUCAGGGUUUGCUUUUCAAUAUGGCUGAGAAGACUGUUGAUAUGACGCGUCUUGCUUCUGGGAUUGCUGCUUCUUCCGCUACCUUGUCGGUUUCCACCCCAAAAGGGGCUUUAUCUAGAAAGAGACCUCAUGUGGGCAUGGAGAUAAUUGAGGAAGGCGGGGGUGGUGAGUUAAAUGAAGAUGGGGACGAUAUCGACACGAUAUCCAGAGGUAAACAGGUUGGAGAAGAUAAAUUGAGCAAAUUGAAGGUUGUUAGACCACCUCCAUUAAAUGUUCUUGAUCGUGUGAAAAUGAAUGAAACCGUUGAAACACCUCGUUCAACCAUAAAGGAAUUCCUUAAAAUCUCUAAGAACACUGAACUCCGGUUCAGCAGAGACAAUCUAAAUAAAGUUGAAGAACAACUCAAGCAUGCCUUCUCUGUGUUUUACCAGAAACUUAGGCUUCUCAAGAGCUACAGCUUCUUGAAUACACUGGCGUUCUCAAAGAUCAUGAAGAAAUAUGACAAGAUUACAUCACGAAAUGCCUCAAAAACCUACAUGAAAACGGUGGACAGUUCUUACCUUGGACGAUCAGAUGAUGUGAGAUAUAGCUUUUUCAACCAUUUCUUUCUUAAAGUUGCCAAGUUAAUGGAGAGGGCUGAGAACACAUUCAUCAAACAUUUUUGCAAUUCCAAUCGCAGCAAAGCCAUGAAUAUUUUAAGACCCAAAGCAAAGAGAGAGAAACAUUGGACAACAUUUUCCAUGGGUUUUCUAGCUGGCUGCUCUGUGUCACAACCUUACUACGAAGAGAGUAGGUUGUGA
This is a messenger RNA of Cucurbita pepo subsp. pepo (vegetable marrow), 1248 nucleotides long. The record is from RefSeq and is a predicted model, not a curated record. Lineage: Eukaryota; Viridiplantae; Streptophyta; Magnoliopsida; Cucurbitales; Cucurbitaceae.